AUGUCGACGACAAGGUCCCCGAACCGUUCUUCCGAAGACAUCGUCGAUACGACGCCGUUUCUUCCCAAUUCCGCCGCCGCUUCCUCCGACGAAAACAACUCCGGUAAUCGAGUUCUUCGUCGACAGAGGCUUCUUCAAGCCGCGCGGUUCCUCCGGCAAGCAAGCGGGAGGAGAAUGAUGCGCGAGCCCUCGGUUGUUGUCCGUGAAGCUGCGGCGGAGCAAUUGGAGGAACGGCAAAGCGAUUGGGCUUAUUCCAAACCCGUUGUAAUUCUCGACAUCGUUUGGAACUUUGCAUUCGUCGUUGUUGCUGCAACCGCUUUGUUUCUGAGCACUAAUGAAUCGCCGGAAAUGCCUCUUAGGUUGUGGAUUGUUGGUUACGUUCUGCAAUGUGUUCUUCACAUGGUUUGUGUUUGUUUCGAGUAUAAAAGACGGAGAAGGUUCCAACGUUCAUCUUCUUCCAUAGCUGUAGCAGGUUCUGAUAGGCUUGGUACUAGCAGUGGGAAUUUGAGUUCAGGUUCUCGUUCUGUUUCAUUGGCGCAAUUUGAUGAAGAGGGUACAAGUGUCGCAAAGCAUUUGGAAUCAGCCAAUACUAUGUUUUCAUUUAUUUGGUGGAUUAUUGGAUUCUACUGGGUAUCAGCGGGUGGUCAAACUUUAUCCCAAGAUUCUCCUCAGCUUUACUGGUUAUGUAUAAUCUUUCUUGGUUUUGAUGUUUUCUUUGUCGUUUUCUGUGUUGCGCUGGCCUGUAUAAUUGGUAUCGCUGUUUGCUGCUGUCUUCCAUGUAUCAUCGCACUUCUUUAUGCUGUUGCAGACCAGGAAGGGGCAUCAAAGGAAGACAUUGAGCAGUUGUCAAAAUUCAAAUUCCGAAAAGUUGAAAGUAAUGAGAAACAAACUGGAAAUAUCGAAGGACCUGGUGGAGGAAUAAUGACUGAAUGCGGGGCUGAUUCACCUAUUGAACAUGUUCUUGCUGAGGAGGAUGCGGAAUGUUGCAUCUGUCUUUCUUCUUAUGAAGAUGGAGUUGAACUACGAGAACUUCCUUGUGGUCACCAUUUUCACUGUGCCUGUGUGGAUAAAUGGCUGUAUAUAAAUGCUACAUGCCCCCUCUGCAAGUAUAACAUUUUGAAAAGUAGUAGCCUCGAUCAAGAGGAAGUGUAG
This is a messenger RNA of Lathyrus sativus (Indian pea), 1152 nucleotides long. NCBI's taxonomy places the organism in Eukaryota, Viridiplantae, Streptophyta, Magnoliopsida, Fabales, Fabaceae. The record is from the annotation of a GenBank genome assembly.